ACAUCAUGUGCAUGAAAUCAGCUCCAAACACAAAAUCGCGAUGGAACGCCAAGGUCGUCCGAGCUGUUGUAGACAAGAACAUGAGGAUACAGAUGAGGAUAAGGCGGUGCAUGCGCUCAGCGCCAGAGGGCGCGGGCGGCGCCGUGGAGCGCGGCGAGGCGGGCGCCCCGCGCCGGCGCCGGCGCACGCGGCUCCCGGGCACGACAACCAGCCAGCGCGCGGCAGGUGGCAGCGGUCGUCACAGGUCAACAGGACUGGCGGCCAUAGCUGUUCGAGAUGUGGCUCCACACAUAGAAGAUUCCAGUGUCCGGCAUUUGGUCAGCUGUGUGACAGGUGCCAUGGACGAAAUCACUACUCGAGAAUGUGUCGCGUGUAUGAAAUAAGAGGGGAAUCCACCGAUGAGGAUGGUGAGACCUCCUGAUCGGUGGACCUACCCCGUUCCCGAAUCUCGUCGAAAUUAGAUUAAGUACCUACUUACCAACUAACUUAUCUUCCCAGAUUGUAAACAAUAAAAAUAUGAAUGGAUGUUAUAAAUAUAAUACAUAAAUCUCCUUAAUGAACGCACAUUAUAUACAAUGUUUAUAUAAUUGUCAUAAAUAAAUUAAAUAGUUUAAAAAUAAAAAACCUGUCUAUGUCAUGUAAUAGGUACGGUAAAUAA
This is a messenger RNA of Leguminivora glycinivorella, 658 nucleotides long. RefSeq lists its product as uncharacterized. The record is from RefSeq and is a predicted model, not a curated record. Lineage: Eukaryota; Metazoa; Arthropoda; Insecta; Lepidoptera; Tortricidae. The coding region runs from base 41 to 421 and encodes 126 amino acids. The transcript has 2 exons.